Molecule: messenger RNA, 2032 nt
Organism: Branchiostoma belcheri (Belcher's lancelet)
Lineage: Eukaryota; Metazoa; Chordata; Leptocardii; Amphioxiformes; Branchiostomatidae
Product: ficolin-2-like
Exons: 3
Coding region: 84-638 (184 amino acids)
Source: RefSeq, a predicted model, not a curated record
CAGCAUAUAAAGCCACCGGACACACGACCAGUGGAGUCUACACACUUGGCCCACCCCUGUGCGGUGUAACGGUCUACUGUGACAUGGAUACUGCAGGAGGAAAUUGGACUAUCAUCCAGCGCAGAAUGGACGGGUCAGUUCCCUUCAACCGGACCUGGGAGGAGUACAAGCACGGGUUUGGGAACAAGAACGGGGAAUACUGGCUUGGGAACGACAACAUCCACCUCCUGACUACUCAGAAGGACUAUAGACUGCGGGUUGAGCUGAUGGACUGGGAAAAUCAGACACGCUACGCUGAAUACGAUACGUUUAGGGUGGCCGGUGAGUCAGACCAGUACCGGCUGACCGUUUCCGGGUAUUCAGGGCCAGUGGCGAGAGACGGCAUGAAGUACAACAACGGGCAGAAGUUCUCCACUAAGGACAGGGACAAUGAUGCCAGCAGCCUCCACUGUUCUCAGCGGUACGGACAGGGCGGCUGGUGGUGGUUUGGGAGUGGCUGCGGCUACUCCUACCUCAACGGCCGCUACCUGCGCAACUGCGGGAACUCCUGUCCAACCUCUGAAGGUGUGAUGUGGUUCCUAAUGAGAGGCCCUUAUUACUCCCUGAAGUCUGUGUCUAUGAAAAUCAGGCCACGAUAAUCGCAUCUGCUCUACUAAAUCUGAUCACACCCAGUUAUCCACAAAAUCAUCAAUCCUACAUGUCUGUAACGCUGACAAGUAACGCUCUCUAUUGUAGCGGCUUUGUCUGUUACAAACGUACACCAGAAUUAGUCAGUUUGAAUGUAUCAGUGAGGCAGACAUCUUUGUUCAGGUAACUGUAGAAGUGUUCAGAUAUAGUUGUUGUGGAGCAAACUGUUCAAUACGAGUUUUGGAUACAAGUGACGAUACCUGAACUAUAUAGCGAUAAGAAAACUACUGGUGGCUUAUUUUGAUGCUGGGAGCUUCUGAUUUAAUAUAUUAAUGCAUUUUGUGAGGUACUUCUAUUGUAGAAUGGCAGUAACGUGCUAAUGCAACUGUAGUGUUGUAGUCAUGAAUUCCAUACUAUAUAAGAUUGUACAAGUAUAUUAGCCCCAGUCCAUACAUAACCUACUUAUUUUCUUAGUCUUCUACAGAAAGUGAUUGCAUAAUGAGAGCAAAUAUGUUUGAAUGAGUGAGAUAGCGACUGAGCAAAUAUAAGUUAGUGUGAGUUGGUGUAAGCAGGUAAGUGGGCUUUAUCUGAUUUCAUUUGUUGCAGCAACAUCAUAACUUUGUUACAAAACAGAAAUGCAACAAUGAAAAUCUGCAACAAAGCAGACUGUUACAUCUGAAGUCCCACAAUGCUUUUAUUUUGCUUCUCCUUUUGGGCAGGAAUUCUACGGCACUUGCACAACACAACUGCAGUUCGAAAUAACACUUUUUUCAUGGCUACACUUCACUAGAUUAAAAUGCAUUUAGACUGUGGUAUAUCGUACAAUGCAAAAUUCCAUGAUAAUACAGUCUUCGUUUACACUAAUGCAAGUACAUGCAUUUUUCUUGGCAUGAUUAUUUUAACGUAUCUUUGCAUGAAUCAGUGGACAAGUAGACAGCUCCACUAGCUCAAAACAUAAUUUUACAGUCGUUUCCACAAAAUUUAAGAAUCUUAUAAGGUGCACAUAAGAAAAAGAAAGCUGAACCAGCUCCGAAACACAUUUCCACAUCAUGUAAGCACUAAGAAUGCAGCAACUCGAAAACCAAACACUUGGAGACAUAAACAAUACACAACUACUAUUUACUGUUUCCCACAAACAUCAGCAAUGAAGACAAUCCAACCUUUCUAACAGCUAACAAGCCAUGAGUUCUUACACAAAUUAACUAGCGUCCAGUCAAAGCUACCGACCUCAUUAAAAUCAAAUCAAUUAUCUUCGAAAUCAUUACUACCCUUUAUUCCACUGUAAUUAAUAAAUACUCAUUAAUAAAAUAUUUUUCUGUCUUCAUCAGAAGACAUGUUAGCUGCACAUUUCAACGGAAUAGAAAUGUGAAUGCACGCAGCACGGCACAUAAUCCAACCCAAGAAA